AUGGCUCCCAACCUCUUCCUCUGUCUCAGAACUGUGUUCUGCCCCACAUACUGGUUUCAGCGGGGCGAGCGCAUCCAAGGAUCCAUCCAAAAGGAAGAACACUGGGAGAGCCCCGUCCCCGGCACCUACAAAUACGUCCCCGGUCGCGGAUGGCACCUCAUCUACAAGGACGGCAACGAUUACGAAGAGAAAGUCCCUAUCCCUCUCGUCUAUUGCCGCAUUCUGCACCGCUACAUGUUUGAAUAUGAGAUGGAAGACCGGUGCCGCUGGCACUCGGUCGUUCUCCACGAGGGAGCCAAGCCCGAACGACUCCUGUUCUUCCGACUUGAUGACGAAGACUGCUGGGUCGCCGGGUGGGAUCGCAAAGGUCGAUUCAUCCCCGGACCCUAUCAGAAGUGGAGAUUCGAUUCGGCCACGAAUUCAAUGCGUCGGAUUCUCGUUCCCGAAAGCUCUAAUGUUUCUCGGGUGACGGUUGGCCCGAAUAAAAUGAAUAAAGCCAACUGA
Messenger RNA from Aspergillus terreus NIH2624, 504 nucleotides. RefSeq lists its product as uncharacterized. The transcript is spliced from 2 exons. The coding region runs from base 1 to 504 and encodes 167 amino acids. The record is from RefSeq and is a predicted model, not a curated record. Lineage: Eukaryota; Fungi; Ascomycota; Eurotiomycetes; Eurotiales; Aspergillaceae.